GUGAUAUGAAAGUACAAACUGACAAAAAUUAUCGAGAAUGAAAUGAAAAAAAAAAUUAGUCAGAUUUAAGUUUCAAAGCGAGUGAAUCCAUUUUCGUUGUUAAUGGCAACUAUUCCAAUUUAUAAUCCAAUUGUUCCUUUUCUUGGUGCAAUUCCAGGUGGAUUACGGCCUGGUCAUAUUAUUAAAAUAAAAGGAAGGAUAAAUGGAUAUGACAGCAGACUUAUGCUAGAUCUCAUAAACACGCCAGCCAUAAAUGUGAAUCAAGACAUAAUCUUUCAUAUAAGUGUCAGACCGCAAGAGUCAGCAAUUAUCAGAAAUCAUUUCAGUUAUGGAAGUUGGGGCCAUGAAGAACGCGAUGGGCCGUUCGCGAGAGCAUUUGAAACUUUCGAAAUGACAAUAACAGUUGAGAACGAUUGUUAUAGGCUUGCUUUGAAUGGAAUCGAAAUAGGAGCGUUCCUUCAUCGAUUGCCUUUACAAUUGUCACAAUUUAUUCAUGUUCAUGGCGAUGCAACUAUUGAUCAUAUUUUGUUAGAAAACGGAUACCAUCAUUCAAGUGGUAUUCAUAUGGGGACCCAUCAAAUUUCAACACCUUCUGCUCCAAAUAUGCCUAUGCCAAUUCAAACUCCAUAUCCACCAGGAUCACAAUUUCCGCAUCAUAAUACAUCUCAUUUCCCUAUUCAUCAACCACCUUAUUAUCCUAAUCAACAACCUCCAGAUGCUAAUUGGCGGCACAUCGCUGGAGGAUUUCGGCCAAGUUUUAUGAUACGCAUUAAAGGAAAAAUCAAUGGAUAUAAUGGAAGAUGCAUGAUUGAUUUCACAAACUCUCUAGGUAUUCAAAGUGGACAAGAUAUCAUGUUUCACAUUAGCAUAAGACCAAAAGAUUUUUUAAUUGUAAGAAACCAUUUUCAAAAUGGUAAUUGGGGAAACGAAGAAAAAUAUGGACCUUGUAGAGUGAAAAAAAAUCAAACAUUUGAAAUCGUUAUUCUUGCUGAAAUCCAACAUUAUAAAAUAGCAAUAAAUGGUCAUCAUUUGGGGGUGUUUCGUCAUCGCUUACCAUUGCAUUUGGUGCAAUGCAUUCAAGUUUAUGGUGAAGUUUCUAUUGAUCAUAUUUUAUUGGAACAAGACCUGAGAUCGGCUCAACAACAAAUGGUUCUUUCUCAAGUAUUGACACCUAGACCUGUUACUGUUCCUGUUAAUGCCCCUGUAUAUGUUCAAUAUCAACCUCCACAUCAACACCAAACACCUCCACCACCAUAUUAUGGAAACCACCCAAAUUCGUCAAUAACCAGAAUUGGAGGAAUCACAAUUGAAACAAAUCCUGGAAGAAUUGUUGUAAGGAAAGGUCAUAAUCAGUCGAAUAUUUUUCGAUUUUAA
This is a messenger RNA of Clunio marinus, 1374 nucleotides long. The record is from the annotation of a GenBank genome assembly. NCBI's taxonomy places the organism in Eukaryota, Metazoa, Arthropoda, Insecta, Diptera, Chironomidae.